Messenger RNA from Haplochromis burtoni (Burton's mouthbrooder), 2242 nucleotides. Its product is annotated as interleukin-1 beta. The record is from RefSeq and is a predicted model, not a curated record. Gene Ontology annotation, molecular function: cytokine activity. Lineage: Eukaryota; Metazoa; Chordata; Actinopteri; Cichliformes; Cichlidae. Gene Ontology annotation, biological process: neutrophil activation; positive regulation of gene expression; inflammatory response.
CCAGACAGCACAGUCGGGCAGAACAACACUGACAGAACAACUGUUAACACAGCACAUUGAAACAGCUUCUGAUCUACAAAUUUCAACAGCAGAUCUUAACUCAGUAAAAGAUGGACUUCAAAAUGAGCUACAUGGCUGAGGAAUGGAGCCUCAAGAUGCCCAAGGGACUGGACUUGGAAGUUUCCCAUCAUCCAGUGACAAUGAAGAGUGUGGUCAACCUCAUCAUUGCCAUGGAGAGGUUAAAGACCAGCAAUUCAGAGCCAGUGCUGAGCACAGACUUCCAGGAUGAAAACCUGCUUUCCAUCAUGCUGGAGAGCAUUGUGGAAGAGCAUAGUGUGAUCGAGAGGACAGGUGCACCACCUCAGUUCACCAGCAGGGAUGAGAUUGAGUGCACUGUGACUGACAGCCAAAAGAGGAGCUUGGUUCUGGUCAGCAGCAUGGAGCUCCAUGCAGUGAUGCUGCAGGGAGGCAGUGAUGACCGCAAAGUGCACCUGAACAUGUCGACCUACGCGCACCCUACACCCAUCGCUGAGACCAGGCCUGUCGCUCUGGGCAUCAAAGGCACAAACCUCUAUCUGUCUUGUCACGAGGAUGACGACAAGCCAACCCUCCACCUGGAGGAAGUGACGGAUAAAAACAGUCUGACAAGGAUAAGCGCUGAAAGCGACAUGGUGCGAUUUCUCUUCUAUAAACGCGACACUGGGCUCAGCAUCAGCUCUCUCAUGUCUGUCCGCUGCCCCAACUGGUACAUCAGCACAGCGCAGGACGACGACCAGGUGGUGGAAGUGUGUCAGGAGGCCGCCCCACGCUACAGAAGCUUCAACAUCCAGCGCCAGAGUUAAAACCCAUUAAGGAUUCCCAAGAUGAAUUUUGGAGCUCUAUUUGCACUCCAGUUUGACCUUCUUAAAGUAUGUGCUAAGUACAUAAAUUGGAAUGAUUAAUGAUGUAAAGUUACAUCACAAGGUAGCAUCAUUGUGCUCUCUGAGCAUCUGGUGUGUAGUUAUUAAUCAAUAAUUUAACAUACUGUUGAUGCUUUUAUAUAUGUAUUUAUUCAUCUAUUUAUGCUAUUGCAAGAUGUUAAUUAUUUGUUUGGUUGUUUGUUUUUACAAACAAGUAUUUAAAUGAUCUAACAAUCUGAAAUAAAAUUUUUAUUCCCAAUUUAUAUUUGUGGCUGAUAUAUUCUUUAAAUAUCUGGUAAUCCACUCAAAUAGUGAUAAAUAACAGACAAUAACAAUCUCUCACCACAACAUACAGCAAAGCUCACAAAAUGUUAUUUGUGAAAAUAGUCAGAAAUCAACCACUGUUCCUCAGCUCCGUGCAACGCGGUGUUCUGUAAUAAACCCCGAGUCAGAAUAGAGCCGAUGACACCGACAGGCUACACACUGAUCAGUACAGCCGGUUCUGUGAUUGGCAACUAAACAGACAUUAACCAUCAUAACCCUGAUCACUUUCUGCCCAACUUAUUGGACAGGCAGAUCACUUUAUCUAUCAGACUCUGCUGAUCCAAGCACAGAUACCUUGUGCAAUAAAUCUUUACAAUGCAAGAUUUCUGUUCUGAGUUUAUUUAAACUCUGCCCAAUCCAACACAUUGUGUGCACAUUAAGCCACUUUAUUGCAGUGUCUCCUACACGUUUCACUCUGUUACGGUGAGAAAUUUGUUUGGUUUCUGACAUUUAUUUUAAUUUAUUAAACUACUUUUAUUUUCUUAUUUUUCUUAAUCUAAUUCAUUGAGUCAUCUGGCUAAACUUACUGGAGUUACUUACUAGAGCCAUUUAAUGGUAUUUUAUUCAGUUUUUGCUUUGAUAUUUUGCUUACUGAGCUCCUUCAAUUUUACUAUAUAUCCUGUAUUUAAUUAAGCAUUUUUUCCUGUUCUGAGAUUUCUUUUUCCUAUGUAGUCUACCUUAAUAAUUUAUCUUAUCAUGUAUGAUCUUAGCCUACCUUCUUCUUCCUGUUCAUUUUACUAGCGAUGGGCAAACAAUUCAAUGGUACAUUGUCGCCACCAAGUGGCAGAGUGGACUAAAAGCAUUCUUACCAAACAAACAUUCUUACCAAACAAAUUAGUCUGUCUAAAUCAGUGUAUCUUAGUUUUUGUUUGUUUGGUGCCUGGACUUAACUGCUAAUUGUCUACAAUUGAUUAUGUAUGACUUUGACUUAUAAGGGAUACAACGUCUUCCCAGACGCCAUUAUGUUGUCCUGCCUUUAAUUUUUUAAAUUUGGAUCACUAAGUAAUUUAAAAUAAAAC